AUGAGCCGCCGGGCACCCCCGGGAGUCCGGGCCUUCCGUUUGUCCUCUCAGGAUGAUCACAAAUUCACCUUGGCAGAGCUGAGCACCAAGUAUUCCGUGAACCUGACAAAGGGCCUUAGCCCAGAAAAGGCAUGGGAAAUCUGAAGAGACGGACCCAAUACACUUACCCCACCCCCCACCACUCCAGAAUGGGUCAAAUUCUGCAAACAACUGUUUGGUGGUUUCUCCGUCCUGCUGUGGACUGGUGAUCUCUGUUUCCUGGCCUAUGGCAUCCAGAUAUAUUUCCACGAGGAUCCCACCAAAGAUAAUCUGUUCCUCGGCAUCGCACUCUCUGUUGUGGUUAUCAUCACUGGCUGCUUCUCCUACUGUCAGGAGGCCAAGAGCUCCAACAUCAUGGAGUCUUUUAAGAACAUGGUGCCUCAGCAGGCUCUGGUUAUUCGAGGUGGAGAGAAGAUGCAGAUCAAUGCACAAGACGUGGUGCUAGGAGACCUGGUAGAAGUGAAGGGGGAAGACGGAAUCCCCUCUAACAUCCGGGUCAUCUCUGCACAGGGAUGUAAGGUGGACAACUCAUCCUUGACUGGCGAGUCAGAGCCCCAAUCCCGCUCCCCUGAGUUCACCCAUGAGAACCCCCUGAAGACCCAAAACAUCUGCUUCUUCUCUACCAACUGUGUGGAAGGUACAGCCCAGGGCGUUGUGAGUGCUACCGGGGACUCCACGGAGAUGGGCCGCAUCGCCUCCCUGACGGCAGGCCUGGCUGUCGGCAGGACGCCCAUUGCUGUUGGGAUCGGGCACUUCAUCCAUCUGAUCACAGCAGUGGCCAUCUUCUUGGGCAUCUCUUUCUUUGGGCUCUCGCUUCUCCUGGGCUACGGCUGGCUGGAAGCUGUCAUUUUUCUUAUUGGCAUCAUUGUGGCCAAUGUGCCUGAGUGGCUGCUGGCCACUGUCACUGUGUGUCUGACCCUGACUGCCAAGCACAUGGUCCACAAGAACUGCCCUGUGAAGAACCUGGAGGCCGUGGAGACACUGGGCUCCACGUCCACCAUCUGCUCAGACAAGACGGGCACCCUCACCCAGAACCGCAUGACCGUCGCCCACCUGUGGUUCGAUAAGACCAUAUAUGAGGCUGACACCAGCAAAGAACAGACUGGGAAUAUGUUUGCCAAGGGCUCUGAGACCUGGGUUAUCCUGGACAGAAUCGCUGGCCUCUGCAACCGGGCUGACUUAAGCCGAGGUGCCUCGCUCCUCAGGCUGCUUGCACAAACCCCACCCUGGCAGCGGGCCACGAGAGGCGAUGCUUCCGAGUCGGCCCUCCUCAAGUUCAUCGAGCAGUCUUACGGCUCUGCGCAGGAGAUGAGAGAGAAAAGCCCCAAGGUGGCAGAGAUACCCUUUAAUUCUACCAACAAGUACCAGAUGUCCAUCCACCUUCAGGAGGACACCUCCCAGGGCCACGUGCUGCUGAUGGUGAAGGGGGCUCCCGAGGGGAUCCUGGAGUUCUGCACAAGUUACCUUCUGAAAGGGCAGAAGUGCCCAAUGGAUGACGAGAUGAAGGAAGCCUUCCAGAAUGCCUGCUUGGAGCUGGGAGGUCUGGGGGAACGCGUGCCAGGGUCCUGCUUCUUGAAUCUGCCAAACUCCAAGGGAUUCAAGUUUAACACAGAUGAAAUCAAUUUUCCCAUGGAUAACCUUUGUUUCGUGGGGCUUGUGUCCAUGAUUGACCCUCCCCAAGCUGCUGUGCCGGAUGCUGUGGGCAGGUGUUGGAGUGCAGGGAUUAAGGUGAUUAUGGUGACAGGGGAUCAUCCCAUUACAGCCAAGGCCAUUGCCAAGGGUGUGGGCAUCAUCUCAGAAGGCACGGAGACAGCGAAUGACGUUGCUGCUCGGCUCGACGUCCCUGUCAGCCAGAUCAACAGCAGGGAUGUCGAAGCCAUUGUAGUGCAGGGCUCAGAACUAAAGGACCUGAACUCACAGCAGGUGGAUGAGAUCCUCUGAAACCACAACGAGAUUGUGUUUGCUCGGACCUCCCCUCAGCAGAAGCUCAUCAUAGUAGAGGGAUGUCAGAGGCUGGGCGCCACCGUGGCGGUGACCAGCGACGGCGUGAACGACUCCCUCGCACUCAUGAAGGCUGACAUCAGCAUCGCCAUGGGCCUCACCGGCUCCGACGUCUCCAAGCAGGCCGCUGACAUGAUCCUGCUGAACGACAACUUCGCCUCCAUCAUCACGGGCGUGGAGGAGGGCCGCCUCAUCUUUGACAACCUGAAGAAAUGCACCGCGUACACGCUGACGAGCAACAUCCCCGAGAUCACCCCCUUCCUGCUCUUCAUCGUCCUCUGUAUCCCCCUGCCCCUGGGCACCGUGACCAUCCUCUGCAUUGACCUGGGCACAGACAUGGUCCCUGCUAUCUCCUUGGUUUAUGAGUCAGCCAAAAGUGACAUCAUGAAGAGGGUGCCCCAUAAUCUGAAAACUGAUAAUCUGGUGAACCGCCGUCUCAUUGGCAUGUCCUACGGGCAGAUCGGAAUGAUCCAGGCUCUGGCUGGGUUCUUCACCUACUUUGUGAUCCUGGCUGAGAAUGGUUUUAAGCCUUUUGAUCUGCUAGGCAUCCACCACAGCUGGGAAAAUUGGUACUUCAGUGACCUGGAGGACAGCUAUGGACAGCAGUGGGCGAGUGAGACGGGAAGGGUGUUGGAGUUCACGUGCCACACGGCCUUUUUUGUGAGCAUCGUGGUUAUGCAGUGGGCUGACCUCAUCAUCUGCAAGACCCGCCCCAACUCCAUCUUCCAGCAGGGCAUGAGAAACAAGAUCCUAAUAUUUGGGAUCCUGGAGCAGAUGAUCCUGGCUGUUUUUCUGUCCUGCACUCCCGGUAUGGACGUGACCCUGCGAAUGUACCCACUCAAGGUGUUCUGGUGGCUCUGUGCCACUCCCUACAGCAUGCUUAUCUUUGUCUACGAUGAAAUCAGAAAACUCAGCAUCCGCCGUAACCCUGGGGGGUGGUCCCCAGCCCCCUGGCAGGCUCUGGCAGGCUCUCGCAUCCCGCCAGUUCCCCAGGCCCAUCGCUUUUCUCCCCACCUCACUGCCUGGCUGGCUGGCGAGGGAGACCUGCUACUGAGUGCGGUGGAGAAAGAGCUUCACUGA
Manis javanica (Malayan pangolin) is the source of this 3120-nucleotide messenger RNA. Lineage: Eukaryota; Metazoa; Chordata; Mammalia; Pholidota; Manidae. The record is from RefSeq and is a predicted model, not a curated record.